Messenger RNA from Seminavis robusta, 1050 nucleotides. NCBI's taxonomy places the organism in Eukaryota, Bacillariophyta, Bacillariophyceae, Naviculales, Naviculaceae. The record is from the annotation of a GenBank genome assembly.
CAACAACCAAAAAGUACUAGUACUACCUGCUUGGGCAUCUCGAUUGAACAUAGUAUCUGAUUGUAUCAUCACCAAUCCACAACCAUGAGCGGCGACGAAACGUAUCUGGAGGCCUUCUUGGAUAGUUUGGCAGGUCUGCCGAAUGAAAUCAAACGAAACAUGGAGUUGAUGAAGGACAUGGACAAGACGUGCUCAUCGCUGCAACGAAGCAUGAACCAACAGCAGCAAGAAUACAUUCGACAGGCGGAAUCCAAAGUCUUGGCUCUCGAAGUUGUCAAGCCACCUCCUUCACUGCCCAACGGUACCGAUCCACCCUUGCAACCCGGCGUCCGAGUCAACGAACAAUUACCCGAAGUGAUUAUCCCCACUACGGAAGAAAUGAUGGAAUUCAUUGCCGACCAUCCAGGCGCGUUGGCCGCCAUUCGAGAAUUGCAAGGCACCACGUUGCAAAUGGCCGACGAAAAGGUCGCCAUUGCCAAUCAAACAUUUGCAUUGAUUGAUUCCGUCGUUCGCCGACUCGAUGCCGACUUGGAAUGUAUGGAAAAGACACUCCAAUCCACGGGAGAUUUUCAAGUGGCGGGAGCCGCUCGUCCCGAUGAUUUGGCAGCCGUGCAAGUGGCGGCGGGAUCCGAUUGGAUUCUCGCCAAGGUCAUUUCGCAUGAUCCCAAUACGGGCUUGUACAAACUGUCCGAUGAAGAUGUGGAAAGCAAUAAAAUAUUCAAUCUUCCAGAAUCCCAAGUUGUUGUUUUGGGUACCAUUGAAAAACUCAGCAAGGGAGAUGUCGUCUUUGCCGUCUAUCCGGAUACGACCGCCUUUUAUCAGGCUUCAGUCGCACAGGCACCGAGAAAAACGGCAGGGACUACGACUGCCAGCUUUGUCACGGUCAACUUUGUGGAUGAUCAUGAUGAACAUGGCAUCAUUCCAAAUCGACCCGUUCCUAUACAGCAUGUCAUGAUGCCACCCUAUGGGGCCACGUUGCAAUAAGAAUGCUAUAAUAUAAAAUGGGAGCUGCUAGCAAAUUACAGUACAGUAGCAACAUCUCUGCUCGUA